UAUAAUCUAGGCAAGCAAGACUAAGUGAAAGUGGUUCAGAGAUUUAGCCCAACCUACAUUUCCUGGGUCCUAAGUGCUGUUUUUACCAGUAUUCAAUCGCCAUUCGCAAAGUGCAAUUCUUCGAGAAGGCACUUGGAGAUGAAACGUUUAUCACUUUUCCUGGUGCUAGUGACCGGAGUUUUCACUGUGGUAGGCUUCCCAGACGGAGCCCCGGUCGAUGCCUGCGUGAAACCCAGGCCCAACCAGCCCUACCAUGGCCAGGCCAGGCCCCAACCCCCGUCAACCAACCCCUUCCAGGUCAUACAGAGCAGUGCCCAGUACGGACCUGGCACCCAAAUCACAGUGACUAUCCAGGGCGCUGACUACUUCAAGGGCUUCUUCAUCCAGGCGCGCGAUGUCGCCUCGAACGGUUGGCUAGGCGAAUGGGUAGAAACCCCUAACACAAAAAUUCACCCUGAAUGUAGCGCCAUCACCCACGCUGACCCUAAACCAAAGCAGCAGGCAGUUUUAGUCUGGCAAGCACCUCAUAACGUUCAGCCCGGCCAAGUCUACUUUACGGGAACGGUGCUGAAGGAAUAUACCAUGUUUUGGUCGAACAUCGUGUCGCAGGUGGCCCAGUAAAUUAUUUAUUUCCAGCUUUUUACAGUAUUUUUUUAAAUAAAAGAUUAUCUCCAAA
This is a messenger RNA of Tribolium castaneum (red flour beetle), 676 nucleotides long. RefSeq lists its product as uncharacterized. Gene Ontology annotation, cellular component: membrane. The coding region runs from base 139 to 621 and encodes 160 amino acids. The transcript has 3 exons. The record is from RefSeq and is a predicted model, not a curated record. Lineage: Eukaryota; Metazoa; Arthropoda; Insecta; Coleoptera; Tenebrionidae.